UUGAGUGUUUCUCUCUAGCAGUCUGUGUCUCCAGCUGUUAGUUCCUCUGGUUAGCAUUUAAAACAAAUCCUCUGGACAUUCAGCGAAUAGAAAUGGCUACUGCAUGCAUAGAAAGUGUCAGAGAUGAAGUAGUAAAGAUUUGGACUUGAAUAGUUGUGACUUGAAUAGUUUUUUUCAGGAUAUGAGCUGUGUGAGAUUGAAUAGAGUGAUGGCGUUUUUGACUAGGUCGUUUGCCAUGUCGGGAAGUGUUGAUAGAAAUUAUAAAGCACUACUACUUUUCUUCCGACUGAAUUCACUGUCAAAAUGGACUCCCAUAAACAAAAUGAAAACUUCAUUUCCUAUCCUAUUGCUGUCUAUACAGUGAUUCCUUGAAGUGUCCUUGCAGAAUAUACACAGUGCUGAUGUGCACUGAUAGACUCAUUCAUUGUUUUGACUACCAGUGUAUUAUCUUGUGUGUUGUCAUUUUUUAGUUAGUGUUCAGGAGAGGAAUUGGAGUGGAUUCGCUUCCUGCUUCCUGCUUCCCACCUGGCCAAUCUUCAUUAUCCUACAUGGAAAGCGUUUGGUGUGAAAAAGGCAUUUGCCAUGUAAUAACAGUGAAAGGCAGAAUGUGAAGACUCUGAGGUGAAUAGAGUUCUGCUAGAGGUGACCCCAUGUUUGUCUUCGGUUUGUCCACACUUUCCUUAGUCUUACUGGGCGAAAGAAAGACCUCCCCAGCAUCUGCCUCAUUAGCAAAGAAACAACAAAAAACAAAACACGAGUUCCAGGAAAAGGAUGCCAGUCUCUCUCCACCCUAUCAGCCUCUCUCUCCCUCUGGGUUUGUGAUGUGUGGAGUGUGAGGUCAUGUCCCAGACUGGAAAAGUUCUUCAUCUGUACGUGGAGGUGCGGUCAGCCUCGGAGCAGGAUGGGAAGGGGGGCUUGGAAGGAGGGGUGGGGGGUCCCAGGACCGGAAGUGACUCAGCGUCAGCACAAAAUGGGCCAGAAGGGCUUUUGACACAGCUCACCGGCCACACAAAACGUCCUACUCCUGCUGAAGCUCCAGUGCACAGCUUGGCCCAUUACCCCCACGGGAGCCAGUCCCCCUCCAGACACACUGUGAGCUUCCAGCUUCACUCUGGCCACGGCACCCAGUCGCCUCGCAUCUCGAAGCGGCAGAGUUCGCCAGGGUCACUGACGAAUUCCCCAGGGUUUUCCGGGAUGGUGGGGGCCCCCGGACAGCACAAUGCCUCCUCCAAAGGGCGGGUCGCCGGGGGCCAUGGCCAACGCUCGGUGGUGACCUUCAGUUACAUUGAGAAGGCCAAAGUCAAAACUGUGGAGAGCCCGCAGAACUCUGCUUCGCAGGGGGGCUCCAGGGUAGAGGAGUCGUUCCCGUCUUCCCUCCCCCAGAAGAGACUCGUCGACCACAUCUGGUCAGAUGGUCCUGGAUCCCCGUGCAGAUCUAGUCCUAAAAAAGCAUCACAUCCCCAAGGCGGUCACAAGCAGCAACAGGGGACACAUCGGGGCACCCCAAGCCUUGGCCACCCCGUCCCGGAUCCCGUCGGCAGGGCGGCCACACAGAGGGCCCUGGAGGAGUUUGGGUUCGGCUCCCCCUUGCUCAGGAGUAAGAUCAUUCACGGGCUGGAGCAGUGUCCACCAGGCUCCCGCCAAACCCAGCAGGUCUGCUGCCAGGCCUGGGCCGGCGGCUCUCCUGCGCGACGCCACUGUGGCUGCAAUAACUUCCCCAAUAGUCACAUUGUGGAUGCGGAUAGAAACAGGGCCGUCUGCGGGCCAAUACCCAGGAGCCCGGCCUCUAACCAGCUUUCCUCCCAUGCAAGGCAGGCAGCUCUGGGCAUGUCUCUUAAUUCAAGACCCAGGUUGUGCGCGGGUGCCCAGGCGCAGAGUCCGCACCACUGGGAAAGCCAGGACAAUACUGGGAGCACGAACUCCCAGAGACACAAGCCCUGUAACAGCAGUCCUUUGCCUCACGCGGCUAUCCUCCACCUUGGCAAUAAACUAGGGGAGGGAACUGUACUGAACCAGCUGAACGGUAGCACACCCUCCUCCCCGGCCAACAGCCCUGAGGUGGCCCGGAGGCUUGCCCUGGAGGCCACAAAGGUGUCCUCCAUUUUGGCCGAGGUGAGGAGGAACUCGUUGACUUUGCACAACGCUCUAGACGCGGAGUUAGGGAGACCUGGUGGUCUGCCGGGAGAACCCCACAGUUUUCUCCCAAAUGCACAGCGCCAAGACAUCCAGCGUCAGGCGGUUAAAAUGAACAUCCCUUUACACGGCCAGCGCACACCAGCAUCGGACGACACUGACUCUCACCAGGCGGUGAACUCUUCACCAGCGUCACACAGAAAGUGCACGAGCUCUCCAGCACCAACCAAUGACGGGGCUCAGCAUGGGGUGGGAGCAGCUCUGGCUCAGAGCUCUAUCCUAUCAGAUUCGGUAGCAAGCGGAGGAGGGUCACCGGCCCUACCUUCGCUCCUCCUCCGUCCCGCUCCUCCCCCCGCUGAGGCCGGCUCCCCUUUGAGGGACCCCAGGCUCCUCAGAGCCCAGCUUAGAGUGACAGACAGCCCCACGCUACACCGCUGCCGGCCUCCCCAAUACACUGGAGAUCUCUGGCCCCUUGAGCUGGACGGGAGGGGUGACUCGUCCUGCUUCGAGAGGGGGGGCAGCGCGGAGCUGUCCCGUAGGCUCUACGUAGGCCAGAGUGUGGAGGAAGCCCCGGUCAGCUGGACCUCCAGGCAAACCUGGAGCCACCUGGUGGUGGAGGAGAGCAGCAGCUCCAGUUCCAGCCCCGGACACGGACCCAGAACCGGGCAGCACCCCUUGAGCACGGCCCAGCAGAAGAGGGCAGAGCAAAGGAGGAGGGAGGUUCUGCUACUGGGCCCGGUGGUGCUGGACUCUCCUGAGGAGGAUGAGGGACUGGAUGGGGAUGUGGAGGAGGUUUACGGACCAGGGCCACAGGCAGGCCUGCUGAGGGUGGAGGAGCCUCCGGAGGGGGAACAUAUGGGCGUAGCGGGGUCUUCGUCUCGGAGUUCCAGCGGGGUGACCGGCAGCCUGGGGGAAAGGGACUGCGUUUCCCCAGAGUCCAGUCAGUCCAGCCACCAGAGUAAUGAGACCGGGGCAGCCACCUCCGGGAUACAGACGGACAGUGUCUCUCCAGUCCCAGGCCCCUCCCUUCACUCCCAGAAGAUAGCGCGUGCCAAGUGGGAGUUCCUGUUUGGGACCCCCGCCGAGGAAGCUGCCAGCAGGGGGGAGAAAAAUUCAACCGCGGCCACAGCUCCCCCUAGUGGCCAGUCCAGUGAAUCCCCCACCCCCACGCCCCCCACCUCCCUCCCCCUGAUCUCGGCCAAUCACGAGGUGCACCACGUCGAGGUGGAGCUGGUGACUCCGCCCCCAACGGCGGCCGGGGCUCCGCCCAGGACGGGCAUCAUCCGGAGGACGCUCAGGUACUCGGAGACGGAUCUGGACGCCGUGCCCCUGCGCUGCUACCGCGAGACCGACAUCGACGAGUGUGAAGAGCACGUCUGGCACGGGCAGCAGCCCCCUGGGAGUCUGUCCCUAUGA
Esox lucius (northern pike) is the source of this 3549-nucleotide messenger RNA. RefSeq lists its product as uncharacterized. Bases 841 to 3549 code for a protein of 902 amino acids. Lineage: Eukaryota; Metazoa; Chordata; Actinopteri; Esociformes; Esocidae. The record is from RefSeq and is a predicted model, not a curated record. The transcript has 5 exons.